AUGGCGUUCAGCUCUGUCGAGGGCGAAGAGCUCAUCCGACGUGUACUCAAAGAGGCGUUCAAGAUCAAUGUUCGCGAUCAUCAAGCAGAGGCUAUAGGUGUACUACUCGAUGGACGCGACGUGCUCUCUGUGACGUCGACUGGCUCUGGCAAGACUGAGACUCUGAUCCAACUUAUGCAUGUCAUCUCUCAUCUUGCACGCAACCCAUCUCUGUCUCCCGCUCGUGCUUUUCCAACGGAGCCCGUGAUCCUUGUAGUAUGCCCGACAAAAUCUCUAGAAGAAAACAUGGGCGCAAGGAUCCUAGGUGCAGGGAUUGAUGCACUCGUCAUCAAUCGUGACACACUCGAGAGGGAGUACAAGAAAGGUCGCAAUCUGUACAAAGAAGCUGUCAGGAUAGGCUCAAGGGUGAUUCUAGUCGCACCGGAGCAGCUUGCAUCGAAGGGGUUCGAGAGUAUUCUGGCAAACAGUGACUUAUGCUCGCGACUGCGUGUCAUGGCUAUUGAUGAAGCUCACCUGAUGAACUCCUGGGGAAAGACGUUUCGGAAGGCAUAUCGAGAGGUUGGAUGGGUGCGUGCUAGAUUCACCAAUCGGAUACCUGUCUUUGCUGCGACGGCAACACUACAACCGGGUGCUGCUACAGAGCGUGUUCUCGAGCUUCUAGGCUUCGAGGAAGGGGCCUACCAGAUCAUCCGGCACUCAAAUGAGCGACGUGACAUCCGCAUCAUUAUGCGAGAACUCACUCAUGGCCUAGAUGGUGACUCGCACCCAUCUCUGUACUGGCUGCUGAAUCGGACCAAGCCUGCACUCGUCUUUUGCAAGACCAUUGCGCGUGGCUAUCGUCUUGCAAGGGCCCUGGUGGAGGAAGCUGUCAAGCAACAAAAGACAAUAGAAAUUCGGUUGUAUAACUCGCUUCAUUCCCUGGAGUACAACUCUCAGACGCUUGCAUUCGUCCACUCGGUGUGCCACUCUGCAAGAACCGGCUGUAUGAAAGCUAGGCUGUUGAAACGAUGCGGAUCCCACUGCAGGUAA
Coniophora puteana RWD-64-598 SS2 is the source of this 1029-nucleotide messenger RNA. Its product is annotated as P-loop containing nucleoside triphosphate hydrolase protein. The transcript has 2 exons. Lineage: Eukaryota; Fungi; Basidiomycota; Agaricomycetes; Boletales; Coniophoraceae. The record is from RefSeq and is a predicted model, not a curated record. Gene Ontology annotation, cellular component: nucleus; chromosome; cytoplasm. Gene Ontology annotation, biological process: double-strand break repair via homologous recombination. The coding region runs from base 1 to 1029 and encodes 342 amino acids. Gene Ontology annotation, molecular function: nucleic acid binding; four-way junction helicase activity; 3'-5' DNA helicase activity.